This is a messenger RNA of Danio rerio (zebrafish), 2257 nucleotides long. Lineage: Eukaryota; Metazoa; Chordata; Actinopteri; Cypriniformes; Danionidae. The record is from RefSeq and is a predicted model, not a curated record.
AUGAAAUCAUGAUGUCUGAAGAGACAAAAUGAGCACAGAUGAAGACGAUGAUAUCAACAUAUCAAUCAGACUUUCAACUUAAGAAAUAUUAAGCAGCUGAUCACGUGGGAGAAGGUGUGUAUGCUGUUUUGUGUGCGAGAAAGAGAGCGUAUGAGGGUUGAAUCCGAUUACACAAAUCCUCUGCUUUGAAAGGUUUUCUGCUUCUAGUUCACAGACCCUGAAGAUUUGCUCAAACACUGCAGAAUUCAGUUCAUCUUAAGGUAGACCAACCAACACAUCAAUAUGGAUAAGUUUCGAAUGAUGGCCCAGAUCCUCCAGUCCAACCAGGAGUCUUUCAUGAAUGGUAUUUGUGGCAUCAUGGCCCUGGCGAGCGCUCAACUUUACACGUCUUUCGAAUUCAACUGUCCCUGUAUCCCUGAAUAUAACUACUCCUAUGGGAUCAGCAUGCUGGUUAUUCCACCCAUUUGGUUUUUCCUUUUGGGUUUUGUAUUGAACAACAAUGUCUCGAUGUUGGCGGAGGAGUGGAAACGGCCUAUAGGACAGAGGUCGAAGGACCCAGCGGUUAUGCGAUACAUGUGUGUGUCCAUAUCCCAGCGUUCACUCAUUGCGCCUGCCGUUUGGAUAUCGGUGACUUUGAUGGAUGGUAAAAGCUUCUUGUGUGCCUACAGUAUGGAUUUGGACAUGUCUGAGUUUGGUAGGAAUGGAAGUGGACAUGGGUUAUCGCAAGAGGAACUCUUACGAACACUGGCCAAGAUACCCUGCAAGCAUAUAUAUGACGGGCAGCACAUAAUGUCAAGAGAAGCGGCCACCAGAUACAUACGCUGUAUUUCACAGGCCUUUGGAUGGUUGUUCUUGCUGAUCAUCACAAUCGUUGCAUUUCUAAUCCGAGCCAUUCGUCCCUGCUUCACGCAGGCCGUCUUCCUCAAAACCAAAUACUGGUCUCACUACGUGGACACGGAGCGCAGGAUGUUUGACGAGACCUGCACGGAACACGCCAAGAGUUUCGCCAAGGUCUGCAUCAAGCAGUACUUUGAGGAUAUUAGCGGCGAGAUUCAGAGCUGCCACGACCACGAUGACAGCGAUGAUGAGGACGAUAAAACAGAUAGCGAGGAAGACAAACUGCUGGGUAUUCGGCGCCAGGACACUAUGAACAAGGUGCUCUGGGACUGGCACACGUGCAAACCUGCGCUGAGUCUGAGAAAAUAUGGAGAUGCUACUAUUGCUAAAAAUAGCGAAAGUAGCACAAAUGCUAACAAUGCUCAAGGUGGACAUGACUGUGAUAAUAAUGAGCAUAAUGUGAGCCAACAUGGCUUUAAAAAUGGUUAUGUGAAUGCUGGCCUUGAUGUUGGUCAAAGUGAAUUGGAGAAGCAAUGUGAUAAUGGCCAAAAUGGUGGUUUGAAUGGACAUGGCAAUGUUAAUGGUAGCCAAAAAGGAUUCCUUAAUGGUGGUCUUCCUUCUCCAUACAGUGGUCAAAAGAAAGCAUGGGCGGUGUAUUAUAGUAAGGUCUGACAGAAGAAACCACUUGCAUUGAUUUGUUUUGUUGUUUUUAAGCUAAGCAGUGUAUCAUUUAUGACUUUAAACAUGAAGCGGUUUCAUUUUGUUCCACAAGAGGCCGCUAUAGAGCACAUCACUGUAAACACUUGCUUUUUUCAGACCAGGAAAUAGGACUGGUCUGAAAAGAAAAGAGACCUAACACAACUGUCAUACUCUUUAGUUCUUGCAAUUCUGUCUAAUGAACCCUGUAUGUAUACAUUUACUUAUCUUAUACACUGAAAAAAGUGUUGCAUGCAGAACUGUUGCAAACAAUUUAUUUGUGUUUAAUUUAAACCAACAAAUUAAGUUUCAUUAUGUUUAACCUAAUUUGUUUGUUUAAAUUCAACACAAAUAAUUUGUUUACAACCACUUAACGUAAAAGAAUUGAGUAAAUCCAAGGAAUCAUCUUUGAAUAAUUUUUUUCAGUGUAUAUAGAUACAUCACUAGCAUCACUUAUCUUUGUUUUGCUAAGGUAUUUAGCAAAAUGUUGAGAGGCUAAUGUCAAGCAUGGUAUGUAUCUUUGUAUAUUUUCAAUAAUUUGAUUUUAAAUAAUGCAAUUUAUUUAUUAUAUUCUAUUAUAUUUGAAAUACUGACAUUGGUGAUAUACUGAUAUUAAAAUAUACACUGUGACCUUUUAUUUGUUUUCUUUAUAUUUCAGAUCAUAUAUAGCAAAACUAGAAAAAGCAAGACAUUUUAAUAAAGCCAUUAAACCAAAUUAACCAAC